Ruditapes philippinarum (Manila clam) is the source of this 1183-nucleotide messenger RNA. RefSeq lists its product as uncharacterized. Gene Ontology annotation, cellular component: extracellular region. Lineage: Eukaryota; Metazoa; Mollusca; Bivalvia; Venerida; Veneridae. Gene Ontology annotation, molecular function: hormone activity. Gene Ontology annotation, biological process: multicellular organism development. The transcript has 2 exons. The coding region runs from base 267 to 857 and encodes 196 amino acids. The record is from RefSeq and is a predicted model, not a curated record.
UGCUCUUAGAUAAUCAUAUACCAUCCACUUUUAUCGGCCAUUUCAUUUGAUACUUUAAACUAUCGCAUCGGGAUUAAAAUGGGCGAACAAGAGAAAGAGCGCAUUGACUAAUUAUUUAAUAAUCAUAUUGCUUCUUAAUCUAAAAAUUCACAGGAGUCUCCAGCCAUUGGAUAAAAAUCUUUAACAAGACGUUGUACCACUACAAAAACAAAAUCAACCGCCAGAAAAAGUUUUUAACAAUUGGAAAUAAAAUAUCAAAGGACACCAUGAAGCCCUGUAUGAAUCUAAUUUCGGCAUUGAUCCUCGCCGCUGUGUGUCAACUUUUCAUGUUUUUACCAUACGGAUACGUUAUGGACAAUGACGUCGACAGUGACGUCAUCAUUAAGACAUUACAUAAUGAUGAUACAAGGGACACUGACACGAACGCUGACUGGAAUGAUAUCGAAUUAACAGACAAUAGAAAACGAGCACAACUUUCUCUAACUGGCGGUUUACGAUCUUUAGCAGACAUGGUUUACAGUCAGAGAAACAAUGAAAGAAAUGCGCAUCGAAAUGCGCUGUUGUCAUUAGGUAAACGAAACUUCCGGUUGCCAUUCUUUAAAAUUAAUUUCGGCAGAUUUGCACAAUCAUACCCUUCAACUUCAAGCGUAUCUAGACGGCGCUCUCAGCAACUUUCCGUUUCCGGUCCACUCUCAGCACUGGCCAACAUGCUUGCAGCCGAAGGACGCCGACGCAAACAAUCGGAAUCAUUCAAUAACAGAAUGAAGCUUUUAGAGAUAGGGAAACGGACAAGUGAGGUCAGUCACGUGGGAUUAAGUGAUAUUGAUUCGGAUAUACGAAAUAACGACUAUCUUUGACGAGGGGAAAAUAACCAAUGAAUACAUGGCUUAUUUAGAAUGUUAUGAACGAAUCACAAGAGGAAAAAUUCAUAUAAACAUCAAUUUUGUUUUCUUAAUGGAAAAAAAACUACAGUUGAGUAAAAGUAAGACUAAAAUCUACUAAAAACUGGGAUUAUCUUUAAAUGCGUUUAUUUGAUACAGAUUUCGUUGCUUUUAUUUUCUCCAUUUCUGUUUAACUUUAAGAUUAAGUAAUCAAUGCGCUUCUGAGUAUAUGAUAUGUAAAAGUGGCACUAUUAAUCAAAGAACGAUUAAAUCCAUGUACGAAAAAAACACAAUUAUUCUAU